Molecule: messenger RNA, 504 nt
Organism: Cricetulus griseus (Chinese hamster)
Lineage: Eukaryota; Metazoa; Chordata; Mammalia; Rodentia; Cricetidae
Source: RefSeq, a predicted model, not a curated record
AUGGCGUUUAAUGACUGCUUCAGUCUGGCCGAUCCUCACAACCCUCGCCCAGGGGACUUGAUCGAAGUGUUCCGUCCUGGCUAUCAGCACUGGGCACUGUACUUGGGUGAUGGCUAUGUUAUCAACCUCACACCUAUAGAUGGCGUCCCUUCACCAUUUACAAGCGCCAAGUCUAUGUUCAGCACAAAGGCUUUGGUGAAAAUGCAGCUUUUGAAGGACGUUGUGGGAAAUGAUACAUACAGAAUAAAUAACAAGUAUGAUACAACUUACCCUCCCCUCCCUGUGGAUGAAGUGAUACAGCGGUCCGAGUUUGCUAUUGGGCAAGAGGUAGCCUAUGACUUAUUGGUCAACAACUGUGAGCAUUUUGUGACCUUGCUCCGAUAUGGAGAAGGAGUGUCAGAUCAGGCCAACCGAGCAAUAAGCACCAUUGGGGUGGUGGCGGCUGCUAUUGAUAUCUUCACAUUCCUCGGAUUGUUUCCAAAGAGACAAAGAACAAAGUAUUAG